CAGGUCACCAAAGGCAACGAACCUCACCCAUUUCGGACUUCUACCCACUCUCCUCUCUCCCCUUCCCUCCCUCCUCCCUGCUGGGCUUCGGGCGGCGGCGGCGGCGGCGGUGGGGGUGGAUGGCCUCCGCGGCAUCGGCGCCGGCGUUCGAGAGGCUGGCCGGGAUCCGGGCACUGGCGGAGUCCGGCCGCUUCAAGGCGUGGUUCCUCGAUCAGUUUGGUGUUCUUCACGAUGGGAAGAAGCCUUACCCUGGUGCCGUUCUCGCGUUGGAGAAGCUCGCUGAGAAAGGGGCGAAGAUGGUAAUCAUUAGCAAUUCGUCGAGGAGGUCGUCUGUAACCAUGGAGAAGCUAGAGAGCCUUGGUUUUGACCCAUCCUGUUUCCUCAGGGCCAUUACUAGCGGGGAACUCACACAUCAGUACCUUCAGAAGAGAGAUGAUCCUUGGUUUGCAGCUCUUGGAAGAAAGUGCGUCCAUCUGACAUGGGGCAAUCGAGGCGCAAUUUCUCUGGAGGGCCUUGGUUUGCAAGUCGUGAGCAAUGUCGAAGAGGCAGAGUUUAUAUUAGCCCAUGGUACUGAGGCCCUGGGUCUACCUUCAGGGGAUCCACUUCCCAAAAGUCUUGAGGAGCUUGAGCAGGUUCUAAUGCUAUGCCUAGAAAAGCGACUGCCAAUGGUAGUAGCUAACCCUGAUUAUGUUACUGUUGAAGCACGAGAUCUGCGAGUCAUGCCUGGCACUCUGGCAGCCAAAUACGAGAGUCUUGGUGGUGAGGUGAAAUGGAUGGGGAAGCCUGAUAAGGUGAUCUAUACAUCAGCAAUGUCCCUGGCAGGGGUUAAUCCUCAUGAAUGUAUCACAGUAGGUGAUUCACUGCACCACGACAUCAAAGGUGCAAACGCAUCUAGAGUCGCUUCUGCAUUCAUUACUGGAGGGAUUCAUGCAACUGAACUUGGACUCAAUGAGAUUGGAGAAAUCGCUGGAGAGGACGCCAUCGAUUCAUUGUGCCGCAAGCAUGGCUCCUAUCCCACCUAUGUUUUGCCUUCAUUUACAUGGUAGAAACACGGUAUACCUUUGGGUAAAUGCAUCAUCUGUGUCUCAGAACAUGGUGCAGAAACCGUCAAUUCCAGCAAGGUCAUGCAGUAUAAUCAGUAAUUGUGCUCUUGAGGUACCUGCUACUGUGCUCAACGUUUCCCAUUUUCCUGAGUUGUUGGCAAAGGUCAAAACUGAGACCAGCAGAGUUCAGGAUGAGAAUAGUCUUAUUUCCUUGCUGGAUAUACAAGAUGGUGUCAAACUUACAUGUGUUUUUUAUGAUUUGUUUUGCAAUGGUUCCUUCUCUGAACCAUUUGGAUUUCAUAGACAGAUUACUGAGAAUUACUCAUGUUAGAGUUAAACACGUUAUGCUAAUAAGAUCACUUAUCAGUGACACACCCCUUGUACAUCAAAUUUCAUUGAUGAAUAUUAAACGAGCAAACCAUCAAA
Molecule: messenger RNA, 1469 nt
Organism: Oryza sativa Japonica Group (Japanese rice)
Lineage: Eukaryota; Viridiplantae; Streptophyta; Magnoliopsida; Poales; Poaceae
Cellular component (GO): chloroplast
Molecular function (GO): phosphatase activity
Source: RefSeq, a predicted model, not a curated record